AUGAUCGGAAAAAAGGCCGCGAUUAUCGCAACUGCUGCAACCCUCGGCGCUGUUGCUGGCCCUCCUCUCGCUGUUGCAAUAAUCACCGGCAUCGGCUUCGGCGCAGGUGGUAUAGCGUCCGGGACGCUCGCCGCUGAAAUUAUGGCGUCGUAUGGGGGGUUCGUGACAGCGGGUUCUACUUGUGCAAUCUUGCAGUCCAUUGGGGCAGCUGGGCUGGGGGCAGCCCAAGCAAUUGCCUCUGCAUUGGCGAUAGGUAGCGUCGCCGCGGGGGUCGCAGCAGUAGGAGCAACAGGAGGAGCGGAUGAAGAUGGCCAGGAACCGGGAGAAGAGGAAACGAAGGACGAAUAA
Messenger RNA from Lobosporangium transversale, 348 nucleotides. RefSeq lists its product as hypothetical. The record is from RefSeq and is a predicted model, not a curated record. Bases 1 to 348 code for a protein of 115 amino acids. Lineage: Eukaryota; Fungi; Mortierellomycota; Mortierellomycetes; Mortierellales; Mortierellaceae. The transcript has a single exon. Gene Ontology annotation, cellular component: membrane.